Molecule: messenger RNA, 2148 nt
Organism: Anopheles merus
Lineage: Eukaryota; Metazoa; Arthropoda; Insecta; Diptera; Culicidae
Gene: Trm1
Product: probable tRNA (guanine(26)-N(2))-dimethyltransferase
Exons: 4
Coding region: 19-1815 (598 amino acids)
Biological process (GO): tRNA N2-guanine methylation
Cellular component (GO): nucleus
Molecular function (GO): RNA binding
Source: RefSeq, a predicted model, not a curated record
CUAUCCGUCAUCGCGUUCAUGGCACGUGCGAUCUUGUUUACGUGUGGUGCGGUACGAUUUGCAGCAAAACACCGGCUCGAUAGGAAUUUGUUGCCCUUACCAGUGAAGAUACAUUCCCGUACACUAACCACCAUGGCUGAGGGUGAUAUAAAAACGGGUUCGCUGAAAACGAUACGCGAAGGUAGCGCGGAAAUACUUGUCGCCGAGCAUGUGUUCUACAACCCAGUGCAGGAAUUUAAUCGUGAUUUGAGCAUCUGCGUGCUGACCACCUUCUCGCGGAUGUACCAAAGGGAAAAGAGCGCCGAACGGCAACGAAAGAAUGCAUCGGACGAUGCGACGAACGGAGCCGAUACCAAGCUCGAGGCAGGUGUGAAGCAUGAGAAUGGAUUACGAAUCCUGGAGGCGCUGUCGGCGACGGGACUGCGCAGCAUACGUUAUGCGAAAGAAAUUCCGGGCGUCAAGGAAAUCAUAGCAAACGAUCUCUCCAAGUCAGCGGUGGAAUCGAUCGAGCAAAAUGUGAAGCACAAUCAGAUAGAGCAUCUAAUCACGCCCAGCUACAAUGAUGCGAUGACGCUUAUGUACAUGUCGACCAAACCGGAACAACGCUUCACCGCGAUCGAUCUCGAUCCGUACGGCCAUCCGACUCGCUUCCUGGACGGAGCCGUCCAAAGCAUUGAGGACGGUGGGCUGCUUCUCAUCACCGCGACCGAUAUGGCCGUUCUGGCUGGCAACACACCGGAAGCGUGCUACGUCAAGUAUGGUUCGGUGCCGCUCAAAACAAAAGCCUGCCACGAGAUGGCGUUGCGCAUUCUGCUUCGCUGCAUCGAAACGACGGCCACACGGUACGGCCGCUACAUGAUACCAUUGCUCAGCAUAUCGGCCGACUUCUAUAUACGCGUGUUUGUGCGCAUCUACACCGGCCAGUACGCGUGCAAGAAGAGCAGCAGCAAGCAAUCGAUGGUGUUCCAGUGUACGGGCUGCGAGGCACUCACCCUGCAGCCGUUGGGCAUUCUCAAGCCGAACCCGACCGAGGCGAACCCGCAGCAGAUCAAGUUUGGCAUACCAACGGGUCCGUUUGUCGGCAGCCGGUGUGAGCAUUGCAACCAUCAGCACCACAUGGGCGGUCCGAUAUGGUCGGCUCCGUUGCACGAUGAGCAGUUCUUGGCAGAGCUGCUGCACACGGUGGAGCAGGAGGAUUCAAAGCGAUUGACGACGAUCCGACGCAUCUACGGCACGCUGACGGUGAUCCGAGAGGAGCUGCACGAUGUGCCACUGUACUACACGCUGGACCGCAUGUGUGGCAUACUGAAGCUGGAAUCGAUCGGAAUGCUAAAGCUACGGUCCGCACUGCUGCAUGCCGGCUUUCGGGUGUCUUACUCCCACGCUAGCCGUACCUCGAUCAAAACCGAUGCACCGAUCAGUGUGCUGUGGGACAUUUUGCGCUGCUGGCAUCGGUUACACCCGGUUAAGGCUGACCGGUUUCUGGAGGGCGUACCGCUGACGGCCAUUUUACGAAAGGAACCGGCCAAAGUGUACAAUAUCGAUGAGAUGCAUCCGGAUGCGAACCCGCCCAGCCGGAAGGAAUCAUUGAGCCGGUUUCCGGAGAAUCCUGCCGCCCACUGGGGCCCUGGAACGCGGGCGACACAAAUGGUAAGCGACAACAAAAUGCUAAAAAGUGCUCAAAAUCAGAAUAAGCGGAAGCAAAAACGAACUCCCAAAGGUGACUCCGCUGAGGAGGAGUCGCAGAAUGAUGUCAAGGCCGAUAGCGAAUCGCCGGAGAGAAAGGUACCGAAAACGAUUACUACGGACUGCUGAAAGGGGGGAGCGUCAGUUACUAUGGAAAUGCGACCGGAAGUUGCAUGCGUCGGUAUGGUAAUGUUCCACCACACAGCCCUGUGUGUGUUGCGUCCAGGAGAAGGGUGGAGCUAAAUCGAUUAAACACAUCCUUUCCACAUGCCUAUGCAUCAUCUAACCUUACCGACCGCUAGUAUCGCCGCACUGUUGCUAUAUCGUAGAAGGCGAUAUGUUUCAAUGUUGACUGAGCCAAUCCAAACUCGUCUAGCAGGCUUUGGUGGCCAGAAAGUACUGUAUCGAGUGCGGGAAAGUGAAAUUUUAUUAGGAAACGAAUAAAUCUUGAGAACUUGUUAA